Molecule: messenger RNA, 1269 nt
Organism: Raphanus sativus (radish)
Lineage: Eukaryota; Viridiplantae; Streptophyta; Magnoliopsida; Brassicales; Brassicaceae
Product: peroxidase 69-like
Exons: 3
Coding region: 82-1083 (333 amino acids)
Biological process (GO): response to oxidative stress; hydrogen peroxide catabolic process
Cellular component (GO): plasmodesma; plant-type cell wall
Molecular function (GO): peroxidase activity; heme binding
Source: RefSeq, a predicted model, not a curated record
GAAACUCAAAACACACAACAGACAAUAACAACUUUAGCAAAGCUCAAACACUUUCUUGAUUAGUAUUAUCAAAAACACAAAAUGGGUCGUGGUUAUAAUCUACUAUUCAUUCUAGUAACGUUUUUAGUAUUGGUUGCAGCUGUAGCUGCACAAGGAAACAGUGGCUCGAGCCGUGGUGGUGGUCAAAGACCGCGUGUUGGGUUCUAUGGAAAUAGUUGCCGAAACGUAGAGUCCAUUGUGGCAUCGGUUGUUCGACAACAUGUCCAGUCUAACCCGGCUAAUGCACCCGGGAUUUUGCGUAUGCAUUUUCACGAUUGCUUUGUUCGUGGCUGCGAUGGCUCGGUUCUCAUCGCUGGUAACAACACGGAGAGAACCGCUGGUCCAAACCGUUCAUUGAGAGGGUUUGAAGCUAUUGAAGAGGCUAAGACUAGGCUUGAGGCUGCGUGUCCUGGAAUUGUCUCUUGUGCUGAUAUCCUCACCCUUGCUGCUCGUGACGCCGUUGUUUUGACUGGUGGGCAAAGCUGGCGAGUGCCAUUGGGACGUCUAGACGGCCGUAUUUCGCAAGCCUCAGACGUGAUCUUACCCGGACCAAACGAUGCAGUGGACAAACAGAAGCGAGACUUUGCUGCUAAAACUCUUAACACAUUAGACCUCGUAACUCUUGUUGGCGGACACACAAUAGGAACAGCUGGUUGCGGUUUGGUGAGAGGCAGAUUCUUUAACUUCAACGGCACAGGACAACCCGACCCAUCAAUUGAUCCGACUUUCGUACCAUUGGUUCAGGCUCGAUGCCCUCAAGCUGGAGACGCAUCAGCCCGAGUCGACUUAGACGAAGGUAGUGCUGGCAGGUUUGACACAUCGUUCCUAAGUAAAGUGAGGUCAAACCGCGUGGUUCUACAGUCCGAUCUAGUCUUGUGGAAUGACCCCGAGACACGAGCCAUCAUAGAACGUUUAUUAGGCUUACGUAGACCAUCCUUGAGGUUCGGAGCAGAAUUCGGGAAUUCUAUGGUCAAGAUGAGUCUUAUAGAAGUCAAGACAGGAUCAGAUGGGGAGAUUCGUAGGGUUUGCUCUGCGAUCAACUAAGAAAGUGAAUGAAAGCACAACACUGUGGUUUGGUUUAAAUUUAUGAUUUGGUUUACUAAUAAUAAUUUGUUUGAUACAAUAAGCUUGUGAUUAGCAUUUUGUGGUUGAUGUUUACGUUGUCAAGUGUAAGAUUGUACUCUAUAACAUGAAUGUAUUAUGUAAUAAAUAAAAUUUGUCAUUUGUUUU